Messenger RNA from Meleagris gallopavo (turkey), 1161 nucleotides. The record is from RefSeq and is a predicted model, not a curated record. NCBI's taxonomy places the organism in Eukaryota, Metazoa, Chordata, Aves, Galliformes, Phasianidae.
AGAUUGAAGCAGAAGUGCAGAGAAGAAAACACCUGGUUCAUCAAUCAGCGGAGCGCAAAGCCAUCAUCUCUCAGUGUUACAAACGAAAGCACUCAGAAGUGUACACUCUUCAGAUAAGCGGAUCUUUCGACUCCCAGUGUUCACAGAGGAGUUCUGCCAAGCCUUUAUUGAGGAGCUGGAGAAUUUUGAGCAGUCGGACAUGCCUAAAGGCCGGCCCAACAGCAUGAAUAACUAUGGGGUUUUACUCAACGAGCUAGGGAUGGAUGAAAGUUUCAUCACACCCCUGCGUGAAAAAUAUCUGCGUCCCAUCACAGCCCUGCUUUAUCCUGACUUGGGGGGUGCCUGCCUGGACAGUCAUAAGGCAUUUGUUGUCAAGUACUCGUUGCACGAAGAUCUGGAUCUGAGCUCUCAUUAUGACAAUGCAGAAGUCACCCUAAACGUUUCUCUGGGAAAAGACUUCACAGAAGGCAAUUUGUACUUCGGGGAUUUCAGACAGGAUCCUUCCCCUGUGCCAAGCUACAUAGAGGUGGAACACGUGGGAACCCAGGGGCUGUUGCACCGAGGAGGGCAGAUCCACGGGGCGCUUCCCAUCGCCUCGGGGGAACGCUGGAACCUCAUCAUUUGGAUGAGAUCAUCAGCCAUCCGCAACCAGCUGUGUCCCAUGUGCAACCAGAAACCCCAGCUGGUGGAGGCAGAGGGGUUUGGAGACGGGUUCACAGAAACCUGUGAAGAAGACGUGCCUGAGACCGUGGAUCUCUGCUCGGUGUGGUAGCAGGUGGGGCAUGCCUUCCGCAGAACAGAUUGCCUCCAGCUGCUUUCUGCCCUUCUCGGACCGUGCUGACAGCCUCGGGUGGAUGUUGAGUCAUUUAAGAGGGAGCUGUCACCGUGCAAGGUGACACCAAACCGGUCCUGCUGGGAAGCCAGCUGCUCCCACUGCUGCUGUGAGGGCUGCCGAGGGCACGCAGCCACAUCGGAGUGCUGGAGGAGCGCGUAGACGUGCAAAGCCCCAGCACUGACUCACUGCAAGGACUGCCAAUACGUUCGGGUGUGCAGGACGAGAUCCGACCUGCUUUUCAUCUGCGGAGACGUCUGUGCCUACGGGCGGGGCGCUCCGCGUGUGCGUGGAAAAGAGCAGUGCAAUAAAUCCCCACAUGCACCGCU